GUUCCCCCACAAGACAACACUGUCCAAAAAGAAAGAAGAGAGUAGUAGUUAGAAGUUGGAACCACGCGUGGGAUUUAGUGCACGCAGAAGACGGAAAGAGCAAAAAGCCCAAUAUUCAAUACCUGCCUCUGCCUGGGCCCAUUUGUUGGUUGAAGUUUAAACGAGGAGCAAUCAGCGCCUUCUUUAGCGCUCGCCGCCGGCCUAACCACAAAUGUGGACGCUCGGCGGACGAGAAAAAGGAAGAACAAGAAGAAGUUGUUUCAACUUUCGAUGUCAUUAUAUCAAUCUGAUUUUCUAGCAUGCAAUUCCGGUUUCGCGUUGAAGUUUGAGCCUUGCAUCUCCAUAAGUCUUACGAGUUACCAUGAUGAGAAGCAUAAGUGAUUUAAACCAUUCAUUUCGAUGGUGGCAAUCGGCAAACCUCAGAGAACCUGCUCAUUUUGUCAUAAAUCCAACGCGAGUAGAAUAACUUGAGUUGUCGGAAGAGAUUUAAUUAUGAAUCUUAUACAAUCUACCAAUAAAUUCACUCAGCCGAAACCAACUCAUACGAGCUUGAGUUUGCACAGGUAUGAAUACUGUGUGCUUAACAAUUGGGGUUCGUCGAGAUCCAAACGCGAGAUCUCUUUAUGUCAUCAAUGACUAUGCUGACAUGUCAAAGAACCCGUUGAUCCCAACAACUCAAGUUCUUGGGAUCGAGUGUUUCUUUGACAUGGUCUCAGAGCCUUCUGUGAUUGAGAGUUCUUCAAUUGCUCGAAUUACGGAGACUCCAUUUGUUAAGCACAUGAUAUUCCCGACCUGUGCAAACUUCGAGGCCAUAUGUGUGACUUUUGUUUGAUCGAACAUGAAAAUAUGUGGUAUAAGAUCAAUUAUUAAAUCUCUUCCAACUACUCGAGCUAUUGAGAUCGGCGUGUACUUGACAAUUUUGUCUUUUUUAUCGAUAUACCCUCUAAUGAUCAUCCAAACAAGAAACCUAUUUGGAAAAUAGAUACACCCUUCCCUACUAGUUUAGUCCAGGAACCUUCGACCAUCUUGGCCUAAUAUCCUCCCAAACCUUUUUCACUAAACAAGCAUGUAUUUUAUGAAUGAAUUCCAGAAAACAACUCCAUUAUCAAAGCAAGCUUGUAAUUAAGGAUUGAAAUAUCGUACCGUAUCGGCGGUUCGACUAGAAAAACCUUUUAUCGGAAGUUAAACCGGUAGACAGUAUUUAGCGGUAUGAAGCGGUUGAAUAGGGAUGGCAAAAAUAUCCGUAACCGCGGAUAUCCGCCCGAAUCCUGCCUAAUCGGGUAGGGUAAAACCCGAACCCGAAGGACAUUUAGUGGGUACGGGUAAAAUCCAAACCAGAAUAUUGCGGGUAAUGGGUGGGCAUGAGUUUCUCACUAUCCAACCCGAACCCGCCCGAUUAUACACAUGCAUAUGUAUUUUGUCUAGAAAUAAUCAUUAUUUUUCUCUAACAUAUUUUAUAUUUACCAUAUAAUAUAAUAUUUUCAUGAAAUUGUGUAGUUUUAAUUAAUUUUCUUCAUUCUAGUGAAUUAUUGUCGUACUUUUCCUCUUACGUAAUGUGAGAAUACGUGUGAAUGUUAACGUAUUGGUUGGAGUUAUGAAGAGAAAUUAUUUCCCAUGGAUAACCGUGGAUACCCGAAACCCGAACGGGUAAGGGCAUGGUUUUGAUUUUCUACCCGUUUCACAUGUGGGUAUACGGGUAUGGGUAAAACCCGAACUACUAUGAGUAGGGUAACGGAUAUGCACUAUCCGCGCCCGACCCGACCCAUUGACAUCCUUACGGUUGAACCACAAUUAAACCACGAUUUUAGCAUAAAAUACGCUAACGCUCACUUUUCCGGUACAACCUCCUAUACGAUAUCUCAAUCCUUGCCUUCAACAGAACUCUCUGGGUAUGUUCAAAAUUACCUCAAAGGAGUUAUUACUUUGGAGCUUACAACGUCCCUACCUUUCAAAGCUAGUAAAGGUUUACCCAUUGCCUAGUGAAAUUUGUACGUAGGUUAUAUUAGGGUUAAUAACCCUAAACCUAAAAGCCUAAUAAGUCGAUUUCAUUUUCCAAAGUUGUAUGAAUAGGAUAAAGGCGCCUAAUUAGAGCCAACUUCCAAAGAGUCUUUUCCCCUAUUACUUUCACUUUUAAUAUAGGAAUCGGUCGGUCAGCAUAUAUAAAAAAAUCAUCCAUCCGCGAGUCCGCGACCAAUUCCAAAUAAUUUAUUUGUCUUUUGUCCUCAAUUCCCCAUAAAAAAAUGUUCUUAAUCAAUCAAAUUUGGAAACCUCAUUUUCAGGGAAAAGAAAAUUGAACAACAGAGAGCAAAUCCAGGAGUGGAAUAUGACUUAUUCCAAUUUCAACUCUUUUGAAUUUAAAACCUUCUCUUUUUGUUUUUGUUUUGACCCCAUAGACUUUCUUAAGUUCAAAAGAAAAAUGCAAACACGAAUUGUAUUAAACAUAUUUUUAGACCUAUGCCAACUGAUUCGCACUUUUUAGUAUAUCUAGUAUUAUGAUUUAAAAAAGUAGGCUUAAUUUAAGGGAGUUGCUAAAGGUCGCCCUUAAAAUUGCUAAAUGUCGCCCUAAAAAACAUCAAAGUUACAAAUUUAACCUUUUAGCUUCUUUACUCUUCCUUUAGCAAACAAACACCACUUAGUAAAGAAAAUAAAACAUUAUUCAAAAGAGAGAAUCCAUCAUCGUCAUUCUGGAGUUGGAAUCGUCGAUAUGAUGUCUGGAUCAUGACUAGCGACUCUGAAUCGGUAAAGUUCACUCAAAAAAUUGAAAAAAAAAAAAACAAAAAAAGUGAACCGUA
This is a messenger RNA of Linum trigynum, 2792 nucleotides long. Lineage: Eukaryota; Viridiplantae; Streptophyta; Magnoliopsida; Malpighiales; Linaceae. The record is from the annotation of a GenBank genome assembly.